AGCCAUUUGUGAGCACCAGGAAUAUGGCAACCUGUGCGUGGCUUGUCCUGGGAGGAACUGACUUCAGUCAUCGUGAUGCCUAAGAAUCAAGUGUGACGUUUCUCCAGGUACUUCAUGGUGUUCUCCUCCAUCCUCUCCACACCACUGCUCUACGUGGCUCCUGAAACAUGGGGGAAAACGAGGACGAGAAGCAGGCCCAGGCCGGGCAGGUUUUCGAGAACUUUGUCCAGGCUUCCACGUGCAAAGGCACCCUCCAGGCCUUCAACAUCCUCACACGGCACCUGGACCUAGACCCUCUGGAUCACAGAAACUUUUAUUCCAAGCUCAAGUCCAAGGUGACCACCUGGAAGGCCAAGGCCCUGUGGUACAAACUGGACAAGCGUGGGUCCCACAAAGAGUAUAAGCGAGGGAAGUCUUGUAUGAACACCAAGUGUCUCAUCAUUGGAGGAGGACCAUGUGGUUUGCGCACUGCCAUUGAACUUGCCUACCUGGGGGCCAAAGUGGUCGUGGUGGAGAAGAGGGACACCUUCUCCCGGAACAACGUGCUGCACCUCUGGCCUUUCACCAUCCAUGACCUGCGAGGCCUGGGAGCCAAGAAGUUCUAUGGGAAGUUCUGUGCCGGUUCCAUCGACCAUAUCAGUAUUCGUCAGUUGCAGCUCAUCCUGUUCAAGGUGGCCUUGAUACUGGGGGUCGAAAUCCAUGUGAAUGUGGAGUUCGUGAAGGUUCUAGAGCCUCCUGAAGAUCAAGAAAAUCAAAAAAUUGGCUGGCGGGCAGAAUUUCUCCCUGCAGACCACUCUCUGUCAGAGUUUGAGUUUGAUGUCAUCAUUGGAGCUGAUGGCCGCAGGAACACGCUGGAAGGGUUCAGAAGAAAAGAAUUCCGUGGGAAGCUGGCUAUUGCAAUCACCGCCAACUUCAUAAACAGAAAUAGCACAGCUGAGGCCAAGGUGGAAGAGAUUAGCGGCGUGGCUUUCAUCUUCAAUCAGAAAUUUUUUCAGGAUCUUAAAGAAGAAACAGGGAUUGAUCUUGAGAACAUUGUUUACUACAAGGACUGCACCCACUAUUUUGUCAUGACUGCCAAGAAGCAGAGCUUGCUUGACAAAGGUGUCAUCAUUAAUGACUAUAUCGACACAGAGAUGCUGCUGUGUGCAGAGAACGUGAACCAGGACAACCUGCUUUCCUACGCACGUGAAGCUGCAGACUUCGCCACCAAUUACCAGCUGCCGUCUUUAGACUUUGCCAUGAACCAUUACGGACAACCCGACGUGGCCGUGUUCGAUUUCACCUCCAUGUACGCCUCCGAGAAUGCAGCCCUGGUGCGCGAGCGACAGUCACACCAGCUGCUCGUGGCCCUGGUGGGCGACAGCUUGCUUGAGCCGUUCUGGCCGAUGGGCACCGGCUGUGCCCGCGGCUUCCUGGCAGCCUUUGACACGGCGUGGAUGGUGAAGAGCUGGGACCAGGGCACUCCUCCCCUGGAGCUGCUGGCUGAAAGAGAAAGUCUUUACCGGCUGUUACCUCAAACGACCCCAGAGAACAUCAACAAGAACUUUGAGCAGUACACUUUGGACCCGGGGACGCGGUACCCAAACCUCAACUCAAACUGUGUCAGGCCCCAUCAGGUGAAGCAUUUGUACAUCACUAAAGAGUUGCACCAGUGCCCUCUCGAGAGGCUGGGCUCAGUGAGGAGAUCUGUCGGCCUCUCCAGGCGGGAGUCAGACAUCCGGCCCAGCAAGCUCUUAACCUGGUGCCAGCAGCAGACCAAGGGCUACCAGCAUGUCAACGUCACAGACCUGACCACGUCCUGGCGGAGUGGCCUGGCCCUGUGUGCCAUCAUCCACCGCUUCCGGCCUGAGCUGAUCAACUUUGACUCUUUGAAUGAAGAUGACACUGUGGAGAACAACCAGCUGGCAUUUGACGUGGCCGAGCGUGAGUUUGGCAUCCCCCCAGUGACGACGGGCAAAGAGAUGGCCUCAGCCCCGCAGCCUGACAAGCUCAGCAUGGUCAUGUACCUCUCCAAGUUCUAUGAGCUCUUCCGGGGCACCCCGCUGAGGCCUGUGGAUUCUUGGCGCAAAAACUACGGAGAGAAUGCUGACCUCGGCAUAGCCAGAUCAUCCAUUUCUCAUAACUAUCUUAACCUCACAUUUCCAAGGAAGAGAACUCCACGAGUGGACAGCCGAACCGAAGAGAAUGACGUGAGCAAGCGGAGGCGGAAAGGCUUCAACAGCCUGGACGAGCCUUCAGCCUUUCCUAGCCAGAGCUUGGGCUCCAAUCAAGAGGGCUGUAAAGAAGGUGGAAAUCAGAACAAAGUCAAGUCCAUGGCAAGUCAGCUGCUGGCCAAGUUCGAGGAGAACUCUCGGAACCCCUCACUCCUGAGGCAGGAGCACCGUGUCUCAGGGAUAGGUAAGCCCAUACUGUGGUCUUCCUCUGACCCUCCUGUUAACUCUCGCCGUCCCAAGCCAGAGGAGCCCACACCCAGCCCAUCACCAACUCUGAAAAGGCAGUUCCCCUUGGUGGUUGUGACGGGGCAUGUGCUCCGAGAGCUAAAGCAAGUGUCUGCUGGCGGCGAGUGCCCGAGCAGGCCCUGGAGAGCCCGAGCCAAGUCUGACCUGCAGCUGGGUGGGCCAGAAAAUCCCGCCGGCCUGCCUGCCACCUGCCAGGGGACGCUGGCCCUCUCCGGGGUGCUGCGGCGGCUGCAGCAAGUGGAAGAAAAGGUUCUCCAGAAAAGGGCUCAGAAUUUGGCCAACAGGGAAUUUCACAAAAAGAACAUUAAGGAGAAGGCGGCUCAUCUUGCCUCUAUGUUUGGACACGGGGAUUUCCCGCAGAAUAAACUACUCUCUAAAAGCCUGUCUCAUACUCAUCCUCCGUCUUCUCCCUCCUGCCUUCCAUCUCCUGAUUCAGCUGCUACUUCCUCUCCAUCGACUGUUGACUCUGUUUCUCCAGCCAGAAAGGCAAAGAAGUCACCUUCAGGCUUCCAUUUCCAUCCCAGCCACUUAAAAGCGCUGUGGCCUCAGGAGUCCAUACGGAAGGCGUUCCCCCUGAACCUGGGUGGCAGCGACACCUGUUAUUUCUGCAAGAAGCGCGUGUACGUGAUGGAGCGGCUGAGUGCGGAGGGCCACUUCUUUCACCGGGAGUGUUUCCGCUGCAGCGUCUGUGCCACCACCUUGCGCCUGGCCGCCUAUGCCUUCGACAGUGACGAAGGCAAGUUUUUCUGCAAGCCUCAUUUCAUUCACUGUAAAACCAACAGUCAGCAACGGAAGAGACGGGCAGAGUUGAAGCAACAAAGAGAAGAGGAGGGGAUGUGGAAAGAGCAAGAAGCCUCUAGGCGAGACCCUCCUGCGGAAAGUUCUUGCGCGGCAGCCGCCAUCGGCACACCGGAAGGCAGCCCCCCAGGUAUCCCCAGUUCCUUCUUUAGGAAGGUGCUAAGCUGGCCCCUCAGGCUGCCGUGGGGCCUGCUUCACCUUCCCCGGAGGCUGCUUAACUGGAUUCAGGGACUCCUGCGUGCCGCCAGUCUGCAUAUCAGGGACAAUGCUUACAACUACUGCUACACGUACGAGCUCCUGAGCCUCGGGCUGCCCCUGCUCUGGGUGUUCUCCGAGGUCCUGGCUUCCAUGUACCGGGAGACCGAGGAGUCCCUCGAGGGCAUCCGCGACUGGCUGCUCAGAUGCUUCUCGGCCAAGCUGCACUGAAGCCUAGCCCCAGAGUGCCGUAACAUUUCCCAUGUAGAUGGCAGCAUGUGCAGCCAGCUCAGGUGCUGGCCAGGGAGCCCCGCGCCCUUUAACCAGUUAUUCCGAAGCCAAAGAGUUUCCCAUCGGCCGCCUGCACCUGGCCUGGUCGCGGUGAACAUCUGCUCCCGGCGCCCAGGCCAGCACGACAUGAAGGAUAUUUUUUUAAACCUUUGUACUUUUAUACCAAAGCGAGCCAUAUUUCUAGGUUUACAUUUCAAUUUUUAACUUUUAAUAAGCCAAGAGAAAGCAUCUUUUUCUAUGAGUGUCAGUUUUUCUAGACACAGGUUUGACGUUUAUAACUGGUAUUACAAACCCUUUCCAUGUUGUGGUCAGUUGUAAUAGCUGCUGCCUGCAACAUGAAUGAUUUGGGCUUCUAUGUAAACCAAAACCAGUGCCUUUUGAUUUAUGUGCCUGGAUACCACUUUUCAACAAUGGACAGUUGUUUGCAACAUGAAAGCAUAAUACUUUAGAAGAAAAAAAUAGAAAGGACAGAAGAGAAUUAAACCUACAGAAGCACAUGGCAGUGUGCAGUCGCCUGUUAUAUGUCCUCCCAGAGGAUGGAGGACUGUUUUGCUCACUUGUUUUGAUGUAAAAUAGUAGCGUAAAGGUUCCUCGCUCAAUACCAAAUCACAGCCAAAUGGCAUAGAACCACAGGGUUUCAAGCAGAUUGCUACAAAUAUACAUUUCCCUUCCCACUAAUGAGCACGGCAGUGAAAGCCCAUUGGCCCCUGACCACAUGGAGCUCCAUCAAACCGAUCCAGUGUUGAAGAGGAGUGAUGUCAGCUGGUGGCAUUUUAAUCCCUCCUUAUAAGGUCCCCAGCCCAGGCUGCAGUCUGAGCCAAGGCCACUCAGGGUCCACAACCAUGAGGCUGAGGGAAGAAACUGCCCUUUCACAUAAUGUCUUUUGAGACCGAGGGCAUUUGUUAGCACCUCCGGGUAUUUUUUCUGGGAAGUGUGGCCUGCCCCGUGAGCAUGGCUUACAGAUGUCCUGGCUUCUUAGCCGCUCGGCUGCCAUGCAUAUUUGGUCAAACACUCUGAAACCAUUUCUUUUCACGCCGUCCUAGCAAAGGAAUGCGUCUGACCUCCAGGGGGAAGCUCCCCUGUGUCUUGACUGUCAGGGGAGGCUGGGAGUGGACGCUAUUACUGACUCAUGCAAAAGAAAUACACCCUAUUAAGGGCAAAACAGGCCUUGGGCCCACCUGCAUUCUUCUCUCUGGGCAUCUGGAAGAGGCCUCAGCUCUCCCGACUCCACUUGCCUAGACAUGCACGGCUGCUGAGUCUGGGUGAACAGUGGAGAUGGCUGAUAGAGAAAGGCCUUCUGCAGUGUUCAGUGUAUCUAGAGUGGCUGGGCCAGAGACGGCUCUCUGCGUGUUAUACUAGAAAGAUCCUUUAGGUUAAAUAAGGAUGGAGCCCAGUAGGUUAGGAGCCAGAGCUCUUGAGGCCUUUGAGAUGCCAAGUUCUCUAGGGUGGGAAGAAGUGGGGAGGCAUUUCUAUAAACACUUCCCUAAGUCCUUGGGCAAAUCAAGGGCAUGGCUGCAGCCAAGGUCGUGGGAACUGGUGCCUCUAUCCUUGUUGGAACUGUUCUCGUCCUAUGACUUACAUUGUGUUUUUCCAAAUUUCUGCUGGUAUUUUAAUGUUCCGCAUGGUGGGAGGAGCCCUUGAUUCAUUUUAUGUUUGAUUCUGAAAGUCACGACAUAAACACAUGCACAGCUGUGUCAUUGUUAUUCCCGUCAACUCAGGGCAGGGUGAGAUGCUUUGUGGGAUGCUCCGUGAAGCCAGAGUUAGGAUCUCUGAGAAUGUCACUUUUGGCCGUAAGGAGACUGGUUUGAAUUACUCUGGCGAGACAGGGCGUGCCUGUCAGAAGCCUGAGAUGUUUGUAUGUUCUGAGACUUUGAACCUUCCUGGUGGGGCAGCACCAAAACACAAAGGUGGAUCCUGGGGGUGGAUGUCUCUGAGCCUCCACAACAUAUUCAAGAAUGAACGUGGGGCUCGAGAGUAAAAUCGGGGCAGAGAGGAUGUGGAGGGCCUGUGGAGGACAGAGGAGCGUCGACCAAUUGCACGGAUUCACUCUUGCAGAUAAGUUGCUGCUUACUGCCAGAAAGGUUCAUCUGUCCUAAGCAAGCCGUAACUUGUUUGGUGAAGUUUCUCUUUUUUUAAUGGUUGCCUCGUUUUCAAUUCCCGUGCUUUCUUGUGUUGCCUUGUGCCCCACAACUAAAUUCUCUUUUCUGUCUCUCUCUUUCCAACCUUACACUGUGGCCGUCAGUUCAUUUCAGCCUUCCGGUGCUACACCCACUUCUUGGCUGACACAAUUCUGCUCUGAGGUGACUGGUUUUCUUGCCAAGUUUCAGAGAGUGGUACUAACCCCUGACCCGCUUUCCGUACCCCAUGCCCCCGCCGUACCCCAUGCCCCCGCCGUGGCCUUGGUUGUGCUAACUGCGAGUGUCUUGCAAACUAAUGGGCUCAUUCAGUGGCAUGGUUGGUGAACAGCAUGGGGUGGUGGUCAGCUCGAAAGCCGUUUCUGAUUCCAUCCCUCUGAGCCAGCUGCCCGGUCCACCCCAAGUGCCUGCCCCACCUCCCCUCUGCGCCCUGCGGCCUGUGUGCAUGCUUUUCUGGUUGCACUUACAAAGCCCCUCACCUUCCUGGGAGGGUUAGCCCUGAAUGUGAGACAGUACCAUAGAGAGGGCGCUUCACCUUUGAAAAGAACUCUUUCAUCUCUCAGCCUCUGAAAAAGCACACGCAUACCAGCAUCUUCUUCAGUUGGUUCUAAUAUAAAGGUUAUCAAUGAAAACCAUAGGUGACUCUUUUUGGAAGGAUUAAAAAAAAAAAAAAUACUCCCAGGCUUCAUCACAAGCUUGACGCAGACUCUGUAUUUUGAACACACAAUCACAAUUUUCCUAGCAAAUCCUUUCUCCACUGCAGCCUGUACUUUACCUCCAAGAGCUUUGCUGUGGCUCUUCUGAUCGCUCUGGGCUCAUAAAGCCCUGGAUGAUACAGAAGCUUCACCUAGAGCAGUCAUUGUCACAGACCAGGGAUGCCUUUGAGAGAUGACUCUGUUCGGGCCCCAGGUGCGGAGCAGCGCAUUUCAAUGCCCCCACGACUCUAGCUGGAGCGGCAGGGCACUCAGAGUGCUUUUAAAGAGAAACACCACACCAAGUACAGUGGGGCUGCUGAAGGCCAGGCCUCGCAGUCUCGGGCUGCAGGUGGUGUGCGUCCUGCAUGCGGCCCAGAGCCAUGCUGACCCUCGCCUGUCUGCACAGCCCUGCAUGCUGCAUGGCUCCCUCGUUGGUGCAGAUCCUAGCCAGGACCAAGUCACUGUUCUUGUCUUAUCUUCUCUUGCAGAGUCUCCCCCCUUUUUAGAAUGUCAACCAAAGAGUGCCCUCCUCCCUCCAGCCUCCUCCUUAGCUAGCCUCCCCACCUCAUCACCACGCAUGUUUGUGACCUUUGGUAGUCAUUACAGUGCCACAUGGAACCCUGUAUUUUGCACACGGCGGACAAUGUUUAGCUUUAUUUAUGGUAUUUGAUGCUGUAAAUGAAAAU
Messenger RNA from Kogia breviceps (pygmy sperm whale), 7259 nucleotides. The record is from RefSeq and is a predicted model, not a curated record. Lineage: Eukaryota; Metazoa; Chordata; Mammalia; Artiodactyla; Physeteridae.